Molecule: messenger RNA, 3602 nt
Organism: Blepharisma stoltei
Lineage: Eukaryota; Ciliophora; Heterotrichea; Heterotrichida; Blepharismidae
Source: the annotation of a GenBank genome assembly
AUGGAAGAAAACUCGAAAGAAGAAAAUAAAGAUAAUACCCCUAAGGAAUCUAUACAGUUAUUUCUUGAUAGCUUUGAAACAAUCUCAGAAUCCCUUAUUAAAAAUUCCAAUUUACAAGAAUUAUUGAAACACUUAUCAAAAUUGUUAGUAUAUCAUACCAAUUCCCGUUACGCCGCACAAGUGCUAAGCUUAGGCUCAAAUCUUGUUGAUAAAAUCUCAAAAAAAGCAUUAUCAAAUAUUUCAGACCCAUAUCAGACCUUAUCAAUGCUGCAAUCACUCAAAUUAAUCUUAAAUGUAUACCCUGCAAUUUUAUUGCCUGAAAAAUGUAUAGUUCACAAUCCCAUAUAGAUUCCUUUCUCAAAUAGCCAGAUAUUUAAUAACAAAUAAUUUUCGUAAAAAAAUUAAUAUUUAUCCAUUGGCUCGUGAAAACAUCUGAUUUUCUCUGGUCUUUUGGAUUUGUUUUUGCUCAAUCCCUUUUGUCCUUGUAAAGAUUUUUCCUUAUAUAAAUCAAAAAGAUUCUUAUCCUAUGCAUUGUUAAACAAUCUUGCAUGCACUUUUAGGAGACUAGGAAAAUUCCACGCUGCGAAGAAAUAUUUAGACAAAGCUUUAGAAUUAAUAAAAACAAAUCGUGAUGUUCCAAUCGAUAAAUCAUCAACUUACUUAAACUGCUGCGCAGUUUUCUCUAAUUUAAACAAGCAUAAAGAAGCUCUAGAUUACGCUAUGCAGGCUGUUCAGUACUCACAAGAUGAUAUGUUAAAUUUGCCAAAAGAUAUUCCUUUUACUGAUUAUGUCAAUAAAAUAUCGAUUUUAGCGAUUUCUUAUUAUAAUAUUGCCAUAGAAAAUGAGUAUUUGAAGAAAUAUGACGAUUCUUAUGAAUGAUAUGGAAAGGCUAUAAAAUUUUUAAACAACCAUCAAGAAACACAAAAUUUGGUAUAGAAUUUUCCCAUGAAUGGCGCUGUUUGGCCUUGAUUUUUCCCACCAGUACCAUAUGGUUUGGUCAAACCAAAAAAUUUUCCCAGUGGGAAAAUCAAGGCCAAACAGCGCCAUUCAUGGGAAAAUUCUAUAGCAAUUUUUGAUGAUUGUGUGAAAAAUUAUGAGGAAAUUAAAGAAAAAUUAAAAAAGAGGCCACUUUUUAGUAGAAAUUCACGAAGUCGGCCAAUAUCGGCUAAACCUAAUGAAAUUAAUAAAUCAAAUCUUAGAGAUGUGCAAGCUUCUCCACAAAUAGACGUGAAAUCAAGCAAUAAUUUUUUUGAUGCGAGAUUUCCUUUAGAAAAGAAGCCAUAUACAUUUGAAGAAAUAAAAAGCCGAUUGAGUAUCAAAAAUUUUCCAAAAUUAAAUCCAAGAAAAUCUCUUGAUGAAAAUGAGUCUGAAACUGAUCGGAAAUUAAAACCCAUUUUAUGCCACGACGACAGUCAGCAAAAAUUUGUAUCAAAGUCAAAAAGUCCUCAAAAAAUGAGUGCGAAGAUCCAGAAAAGUCCUUAUAGGUCUUCAGUAAUCAGAUCAAAUAAGCUGCUUGAGGUCCGAUCAACUCCUCAAGGAAACCAUAUAAACAUAAGAAAAGGCAGCACCCCAGCCCCUGGCAACUCUCAGCAUCAUAAAAUUCUUGAAGAAGAAAGCAAUGACACCCCAGAAAACCAAAGCCAGCUCAAUCCCCAUUCUUAUUAUAUUGGAAUAGACCAUGAUACCCCCUUCAGUCUGACCGAAUUUUAUGCAAAUUCUGACACUCCUACUAAAGCUCUUCAUAUAAAUCCUGAAAAAGACAAAUUGAUAAAAGAUGCAGUCACUGCAAUUCAGAAUAUUUUUAGGGGUAGAAAAUACAAAAAGCCGUCAGAAACACAAAAAGGUAGCUCUGAAAUAAUUUUUAAAGCUGGAAGGAGAAUAGGCGGACAAUAUUUUUUGGUAAUGGUGCUUAAAUCUGAAAAUGAAUAUAAUGAGUUAGAAGAAUUUCUUAACAAGAUUGAUUUGACCAGACAUAAGCAAUUAUCUGUAAAUUCUCAUUUAUCAAUCAAUAUUAAUACACUUAGUUAAUAAAAUUUAGAUAAUUAAUAAUUCAAUAUAGAACUAAUGAAAUAAAUAAUUAAAUUAUCAUGACUUCUAAGAGUGUAAACGGCAUAAAAUGCUUUUUAUAACAAUUUAAGUGUACUUUAUAUUUUAAUUAGCAUCGCUAUCUUAAAAUUUGUGUAAUUCUUUAAAAAAUAAAAACUCGUAAAAUUUCAAUCCAAUACGUUUUUGAUCAAAAUUAUAUUUAAGUUGAUUAUUAGUAGAUCUUAAUUUUCCGCAUUUUGGAUUUGAGCACAAAUUAAAAAGAUAUGCUUAUAAUAAUUUAAAAAUUAAAAUAGGAAAUUUUAUCAAAAACUCCAUUAUAAAUUUGACGAGCUAAAUUAAUAAUCAUCUGACAAUUAUUUUAGUUUAAGAAAAAUGCAAGCCUGCAAGAAAUAAAUUUCUCUAUCUAAGAUCUUUAUUUUAUACAUUGGAAAAAAUAUAAAGUUUUGCAGCCAUUCUUUCGAGCUAAAAUAUUUAAAAUUAAGUUAUAGGUUACAACCGUUAUAUUAUUAUUAAAAAAAAAUAUGUCUUGAUUUAAUGUUAUUGGCAAAAAUAAGAUGAUAAGAAAUUUUUGAAACAGAGCAUAUAAACUGACAUUGAACAAAUUAGGGGAAAUUGACAAGGUUUAUGAAAUUCCAAUAAAUUCUAGCCAGGCUGAAUAUCCGGAACAGCUUAUAAAGCAAGUCCAAUUUAAAGAAAACGGCCAACCUUAUAUAGCCUCCUUAAAACCUGAUACUAUGAAAUCCUCACAAGUAAAUGAGCUUGUAAUUCAAUCUUUUUCUAGCUCAAUUAUAGUGCCUGCCCCAGUUCCAAAAAUUUCAAUACAGACUGAAAUAAAAGAAAAUUCUCAUAGCCAGCUAGUCAGCAAACUUAAUACAAUUGGCUCAUCUCCAAGCAGAGAAUUAAAGCAGGCUAAAAAGAUCACAGAUCAGCUGCAAUUAAAUGAUUCAUUUGAUUUGCUGAAUAGGACUCCAUUAGACUCAUCUCGCUAUGUUUUCAAGCUGGUAUUAGCAAAAACAAUCGAAAUCGACAGCCAAAGCUGCUUGGUCACUAUAUACAUUUCACAAAAAUACUUAAAAAUGGAUAUAAAAAGAGAUGAAAAUUCUGAAGAAAAAAUCAUUAAAAUUGAAGAAGCGGCUGAGUUGUUAAAAGUGAAAAAAGAAAGGCUAGAGUCAAAUACACAUAAACUCUGUGAUCUUAUCCAGAAAAAUAAAGGCCUGGAUUUCAUCAAAACUAAUGUAACCUUAAAAGGCGAUCUAAGCAGCGAGUCAUUGGACACUGAUAAAGACUCAAUUCAAGAAGACCAAAAUUUUGUAGGUGGAAAAGCCAUAUGAAGAAAUAUUGAUGGAAGCCUUUUCAUGCUUGAAGCUUCCGAAUUUGAAGAAAUUAUCAAUAUAAAAGCAGCAAACACAGCUGAUAAAUCAUUAGUCCACCAUAAAAGCUACACAAGAAAAGAAAUCGAAAAAUAUUAUGGCUCAGUUUUGCCGCUUGAAGCAAUCCUGCAAGAAGUAAGCAUAAAGAAUGGUGAAAUAGUCUUAAAACAUGAGAAAAAACUCUAA